GGAAACAUUGCAGUUCCAGAGCUGGGGCGGGGAGAGGACGGGUUUUUUUGCAGUGCUCGAUUUAAGCUCGGCUCGCCACUUCUCCCGCUCCAGAAGCAGCUGACGGGGAACUCGAGUCAUAUGAUUAUCACCCAGAAGACUGCGGUGCCGGUGUCAAAAUGUUGCUGAAGGAAAGCGUUAUCCUGAUAUUGUCGCUGUGGACUCUAAGUUCAGGUUUUUUAAUAAAGGAGCCCAAAGAAGCAAAAGAGGCAUGGGGGUAUGUUCCUGUCAGAAGCAAUGCAAGCAUGUUCUGGUGGUUGUACUAUGCAGACAGUCCUACUCAGAAUUUCACAGAUCUUCCUUUGAUCUUAUGGCUGCAGGGAGGCCCAGGAGCUUCAAGUUGCGGAUAUGGAAAUUUUGAAGAGAUUGGCCCUUUAGAUGCUGAUCUAAAACCAAGAAGGACAACUUGGCUGCAGGCAGCAAGUCUACUCUUCGUUGACAAUCCCGUUGGCACCGGAUACAGUUAUGUUAACGACUCCCUUGCCUAUGCCACUGAUCUCUGCAUGGUCACUUCAGAUAUGAUGGUGGUUCUCCGAGAGUUCUUUAAAUCAAGGAUGGAAUUCCAGACAAUCCCUUUUUACAUCUUUUCAGAAUCUUAUGGAGGAAAAAUGGCAGCUGCCAUUGCUCUGGAACUUCAUAAGGCUGUUCAAGCUGGAGCAAUCAAGUGCAAUUUUCAUGGAGUAGCCCUUGGUGAUUCAUGGAUUUCUCCUCUAGAUUCUGUGCUUGCUUGGGGGCCUUACCUAUAUAGCACUUCUUUCCUAGAUGAUAAAGGCUUGAAGGAAGUCACUACUGCUGCGAAGAAGAUCCUGAAUGCAAUGAAUAUAGGGGCAUUUAAGCUUGCUACACUGCUCUGGAGUAAAGCAGAGGAUAUCAUAGAAAAGAACACGAAUGGUGUGAAUUUCUAUAACAUUCUAAAAGAAGACACUGCGGAGGACACAGCUGUUUCAUCUGCUGCAGGUGAAACCGUCCCAUUUUUAAAAUUGUUCCAGCGUCAUGUACAAAAUCAAAAUAAAGAUAAGCUGAAUGACUUGAUGAAUGGGCCCAUCAGAAAGAAGCUGAAAAUAAUUCCAGACCAUGUCACAUGGGGAGCGCAAUCAAAAGAUGUAUUUAUGAAUAUGGCUGAAGACUUUAUGAAAAAUGUAAUUGAUGUUGUAGACAGCUUGCUGGAAGCCAAUGUUAAUGUUACUGUAUACAAUGGGCAGCUGGAUCUCAUCGUUCCUACAAUGGGGCAAGAAGCUUGGCUCCGGAAACUGAAAUGGCCUCAACUGAAAGAAUUUAAUUCCCUGAGGUGGCAGGCUUUGUAUGCCUGCCCACAAUGCACAGAGACGGCUGCUUUUUAUAAAUCCUAUUGUAACUUGGGCUUCUUCUGGAUUCUGAAGGCUGGCCACAUGGUCCCGGCUGACCAAGGUGACAUGGCACUGAAGAUGGUUAGGAUGGUGACCCAACAAAAGCACUAACCAAAUUAGAGCCAGCUGGCUUGGCUCCUCCACAAAACAAGAGCACAUUGUUUGGGAUCUUUUCAUUGCACCCUGAAGGCAGAAGGAACAAUGUUUCUUUGACACCAUGUGUUUUUUUCCUCUCAGAUACUAUACAAGGCAUUUUGAGGAGACAUAAUAAUUCACUUUCUCCUGUGUUACUCCUCUUGUAAAAUGUGAAAAUCUCUUGAUCCACUUCUGUUUAGCAUAAUUCUUAAAUGCUGGAGAGGGAAGCUGUAAAUAAAUCAGGAAUGGGCAUCUCGUAGGCCAUGGGUGGCCUCUAUGUCAGAGCCUCAGAACACCCUCCUUUUGCCCUGCAACAUCUGACAAAAAUGGUGAAAUAUCAGCGACACCCUUUUGGGGUAGGUUUUGCCAAAAUGAAAUGGCAAUGGAUUGGUUAGCCUCACAGAUGCAAAAUGCACCCAUUUCCAGCUUCAAAACACUCCCAAAUAACCAGAAAAUGCCUCCCAACCAGGCUCGGCCCUAUCCACCUGGAGACAUCAUUGUCCUAGCCUCCAAAUAGUCAGGUGUGGCUCCCAGGACGAAAAAGGUUGCCCACUCUUGAACUAAUGUUCAAGGCAGUGGUUCCUUUUGAUUGAUUUUAAUUCUUUUUUAAUAUAUAUCCUAUGCGUGAAGGCUACAGAACAUUCCACUUGGAGCCUGGUUUCUUGUCCAGACCCAUGAGAAAGGCAAUUUUCCAGAUUCUCACCCUCCCAGAGACAAGCCUGUGAUCAACUGCAGGUGAAAUUGUACUGGGAGUGGGAAGCCAGAGCACUUUUCUAACCCAAGCACUCUUAUACAUGCUCAGACAAUUGACCUGGAGCUUGCCCCAGAGCUCAUCCCCAAAGCCAUCACACUUUCUUCUAGAAGCCAUUGUAGCUUGAUUGAAAACGGGGGAUUGGGUUCAGGUCUCAUUAAUUUAAGUGAGAUCUGCUUCUUAGAAAGUGUAUUCAGGAUCGACAGGCGUAUCCCAGAUUGCAUACAGAGCUAAGUCCCCACUUCUAAAGCAGAAGCAAUUGUUUUCCUUGGCUUCGGGUGAGGGGGAAAUACAGGAAUAAAAGCAACCUGCAGCUAAGGUUCAGUAUCUCCUAACCUUGAUCUUUAGGCUAGUGGGUUAGCCUAAGCAAAGGUCAGACUAUUGGGUUGUUUGCCCCAACCCAUCUGGUAUUGUCCAGAUGGGCUGGAAUGGUAGCUGCUAGGAUUCUGAAACUUCCAUGUCAACACAUCUGGUUGGUAAAUUGAGGAACGCAGGUCUAACCUAUACUCUGCUGUUCUUUCUAGGAUUGGGGGAUUACUUAACUUUAACUCAGUUACCAGUUUGGGAUAACUAGUCUGUUGUUCACAAAUCCAACAGUUGUUUUGCUCAGUACUCCCUUCCUUUUGACACAUGCUUUAAGUUCUCUGUUCAGUUGAGUAACCAACCGAGAGGGCUUUGGGAAGUAUUUGUUUCCUUUGCAUUGUUUACACUGUCACAGUAAAUGAAGCAAGCUGCUAAGUAAGGAAGCGCUGAAGCCUCCACACAGAUAAUGACUAGAAAAUUCCAUAAGAUGGAAAGAUGAAGGAAAUUGCCGGUAAUGUUAAAAGAAAGCAAACACACAAACUUAGCUCAGAAUUAUCCACCUUUGGCUGUCCCACUUUCUCAGAGCUUUCUAUCUGGAAAGUCGAUAUAGAGGCUUCUCACAUUUGUAAUGGAGUGCAUCUCUUGAACAAUUAAGCCUUCAGGGAAAGCACUAUGUCUUCCUUAAAGAUGCCAAAUGUUGGAAAUGAAACUUGAGAUUCUUUCUACACAGUUUAAUGCCUGCCUGUCCAAUAGAUUAGAGAAACAAAUUCCAUGCGGGUAAAAUUGCCUUUGUCUUAUGUAUAUUAUGUAUAUGGCUUUCAGAUAUGGCCUUAAUAAAUAUUGAUUUCCCUAAUACCUCA
This is a messenger RNA of Candoia aspera, 3434 nucleotides long. RefSeq names its product serine carboxypeptidase 1 (gene SCPEP1). The transcript is spliced from 13 exons. The record is from RefSeq and is a predicted model, not a curated record. Gene Ontology annotation, biological process: proteolysis. Bases 159 to 1496 code for a protein of 445 amino acids. Lineage: Eukaryota; Metazoa; Chordata; Lepidosauria; Squamata; Candoiidae. Gene Ontology annotation, molecular function: serine-type carboxypeptidase activity.